Molecule: messenger RNA, 1612 nt
Organism: Nipponia nippon (crested ibis)
Lineage: Eukaryota; Metazoa; Chordata; Aves; Pelecaniformes; Threskiornithidae
Source: RefSeq, a predicted model, not a curated record
AUGGCAGGAUCCGAAAGCCUGACUCUUUACACCUGGGCAGAGGAGGGUUCUGCAGGACCAUUCUGGGGUCUGGUUCAGGGUCUGUCUUUUCAUUUUAUUGCAGGGCUGCAAGCUCAGACUGUCUUAGUCAAUGACACAGUCUCGGGGUUUAUCGGGACAGAUGUGGUCCUGCACUGCAGCUUCACCAAUCCACUCCCCAAUGUGAAGAUCACGCAGGUCACGUGGCAGAAAGCCACCAACGGCUCCAAGCAGAAUGUGGCCAUCUACAACCCUGCCAUGGGGGUCUCCAUCCUCUCUCCCUACAAAGAGCGGGUGACUUUCCGGAAUCCUUCCUUCAAAGAUGGCACCAUUCAGCUCUCUCGGCUAGAGCUGGAGGAUGAGGGAGUUUACAUCUGUGAGUUUGCUACCUUCCCAACUGGCAACCGGGAAAGUCAACUGAACCUCACUGUGCUGGCCAAGCCCACAAAUUGGAUGGAGGGCACCAAGCGGCCACUUAUUGCUAAGUCUGGCAGGACAGAAAAGAUCUUGGUAGCUACCUGCACCUCCUCUAAUGGGAAGCCCCCCAGCACUGUCACCUGGGACACCAAGCUCAAAGGGGAAGCGGAGUUUCAGGAGAUCCGGAAUAGCAAUGGCACCAUCACAGUGAUCAGCCGGUACCGGCUGGUGCCGAGCCGGGAGGCUCACCGGCAGCAGCUCAUGUGCGUGGUCAAUUACCAGCUGGACCGCUUCACCGACAGCAUGACCCUCAACGUGCAGUAUGAGCCAGAAGUCACUAUUGAGGGCUUUGAUGGCAACUGGUUUCUCAACCGGAAAGAUGUGAAGCUGAUAUGCAAAUCUGAUGCCAACCCCCCAGCUCACACCUAUGAAUGGAAGCUGCCAAACGGGACUCUGCCAGGGAGCGUGGAAAUCCAGAACAACACCAUCUACUUUAAAGGGCCUGUCUCCUACAGCGUGGCUGGCACCUACAUCUGUGAGGCCUCCAACGCCAUCGGUACACGGUCGGGCUUGGUGGAAGUCAAUGUCACAGUUUUUCCCUUCCUCCCGUCUCCAAUCGAUGAUCGCAAAUCCAUGGUGCAGCCGAACAUCCCCACACCGGUGAUUGGGGGCAUAGUGGGAGGAGUCUCGCUGGUCCUGGUGGUGGCCGUGGUGCUCUUUGUGGUACUCCGGCGCCGGCGUCACACCUUCAAGGGUGACUACAGCACAAAGAAGCAUGUGUACGGCAAUGGCUACAGCAAGGCUGGCAUCCCGCAGCAUCAUCCCCCCAUGGCCCAAAACCUCCAGUACCCCGAUGACUCGGAUGACGAGAAGAAGCCGGGCCCGCUGGGCGGCAGCACCUACGAAGACGAGGAUGAGGACGCAGGAGGCGAGCGCAAGCUGGGUGGCCCCAACAAAUACGAGGAGGAUGCUAAGCGGCCUUACUUCACGGUAGACGAGGGGGAGGCGCACCCCGAACCUUACGACGAAAGGACACUCGGCUUCCAGUACGACCCUGAGCAGCUCGACAUAGCGGAGAACAUGGUCUCACAGAACGACGGAUCUUUUAUUUCCAAAAAGGAGUGGUACGUGUAGCUCGGCACCCCAUUGCUACGUGCACACACACACACACACACAC